Lolium rigidum is the source of this 1672-nucleotide messenger RNA. Its product is annotated as selenium-binding protein 1-like. The coding region runs from base 7 to 1476 and encodes 489 amino acids. Lineage: Eukaryota; Viridiplantae; Streptophyta; Magnoliopsida; Poales; Poaceae. Gene Ontology annotation, molecular function: protein binding; selenium binding. The record is from RefSeq and is a predicted model, not a curated record. The transcript has 7 exons.
UCACAGAUGGCCGGAGCGGCGGCGCCGGCGAAGGCCAACGGCGGUGGCGGGGCGGGGUGCUGCGCGGCCAAGGGGCCCGGGUACGCCACGCCCAGGGAGGCCAUGGAGAAGGGCCCGCGCGAGGGGCUCCUCUACGUCACCUGCGUCUACAAUGGUACUGGAAUUAACAAGCCUGAUUACCUGGCCACGGUGGAUGUGGACCCCAACUCCGCGACAUACUCCCAGGUGAUCCACAGGCUCCCGGCCACCCACAUCGGCGACGAGCUGCAUCACUCUGGCUGGAACGCCUGCAGCUCGUGCCACGGCGAUCCGUCCACGAGCAGGCGCUUCCUGAUCCUUCCUUCAUUGCUGUCAGGUCGUGUGUAUGUUGUUGACACGGCAACCGAUCCGAGGGCACCUGCAUUGCACAAGGUUGUCCAGGCUGAGGACAUCGCUGAGAAGACUGGGCUUGGGUUCCCUCACACAUCCCAUUGCCUUGCAACUGGCGACAUUAUGAUUUCUUGCCUGGGAGACAAGGAGGGAAAUGCUGCUGGAAAUGGCUUUCUGCUGUUGGAUUCUGAAUUUAACGUCAAAGGACGUUGGGAGAAGCCAGGUCAUAGCCCCUUGUUUGGCUAUGAUUUCUGGUACCAGCCUCGUCACAAGACAAUGAUUAGUUCGUCAUGGGGAGCCCCGGCAGCUUUCAGGACUGGUUUUGAUCUUCAGCAUGUCCAGGAUGGUCUCUAUGGAAGGCACCUGCACGUGUAUGACUGGCCUGGUGGUGAGCUCAAGCAGACACUGGAUCUAGGCAGUACAGGCCUUCUUCCAUUGGAGGUAAGGUUUUUACAUGACCCAUCAAAGGACACUGGCUAUGUUGGUUGUGCUUUAACAAGCAACAUGGUGAGAUUCUUCAAAACUGCAGAUGGAUCAUGGAGUCAUGAGGUCGCUAUAUCCAUAAAACCAUUGAAGGUGCGCAACUGGAUGUUGCCUGAAAUGCCAGGAUUGAUAACUGAUUUUGUUCUGUCCCUUGAUGACCGCUAUCUCUAUUUGGUGAACUGGCUUCAUGGGGAUAUCAGACAAUACAACAUUGAGGACCCUGCAAAGCCUGUGUUGGCUGGACAAGUAUUUGUAGGUGGGCUUCUUCAGAAGGGCAGUGAUGCCGUCUUCGUGACCGAUGAUGAUAAGGAAGAGCAGUAUACUGUCCCCCAAGUCAAGGGGAAUCGACUUAGAGGUGGACCACAGAUGAUUCAACUGAGCUUGGAUGGCAAGAGGGUUUAUGUUACCAAUUCUCUUUUCAGCCGAUGGGAUGAGCAGUUCUACGGUGUUGAUCUUCUCAGGAAGGGCUCUCACAUGUUGCAGAUCGAUGUCGACACAGAGAACGGAGGGCUGGCUAUCAACCCCAACUUCUUUGUGGAUUUCGGCACUGAGCCUGAAGGUCCCUCUUUGGCACAUGAGAUGAGAUAUCCUGGCGGAGACUGCACUUCUGAUAUAUGGAUCUAAGAUGAAGGGCUUGGCAUACAGCCAAGCAUGCAGUUGGAGAUCCAUGGUGUUGAGUUCGCUGUAAUUAAUUAAGAUGGUUUCUUCCCCGCUGUGUUGUCUGUGAUGUGAUAUCAGUUGGAAUAAGUUCAGAUAGAACAUCUUAACAUUGGCUUCAUUAGAGAUUUGAACCCUAAUAAGAGAUGUCUCCGAUCCUGAA